UUAGCUACUACAACUGGUAUGUCAAUAGGUGCUGUGUAAGAAUUUCUGAAUAGGGUUCCAAAGUAUACUACCCAUUCAGAUUACAUAAAUAUAGCACUUGACUCCAGUAAAAAAAAU
Messenger RNA from Brugia malayi, 117 nucleotides. The record is from the annotation of a RefSeq genome assembly. Lineage: Eukaryota; Metazoa; Nematoda; Chromadorea; Rhabditida; Onchocercidae.